CUCUCUCUCUCUCUCUCUCUCUCUCUCUCUCUCUCUCUCUAUUCAUAGAUUUUGAAAUUGGGAGGAAGGAUAGCUUGGACACGAUGACAUCGAAGACAGUCUUACAGACAUUGGAUAUCUAUGGAGCUUCCAGCCAUCGAAAUCAGAACAGAGACCGAUUCCGCAAAUUCUCGAUCUCUUUAUCGAUGAAAGAUGUUUCAGCGUCCUCCCAAACAGGGAAAAAUAUGGAAGGUACAUCUCAGGAGAUUUCGAUUGUAAAACCCUCCAAUCUCUGCUUCGACAGCACACUGCCUUCAGAUCACGAUUUUGAUUGCAUGCACAAAAGGGCGUUUGGAUCUUUCAUCAUACGAGAAGUGUUACUCGAUGAAGAGUAUUGGACUGCAGCAUGGUUGAGGGCAGAAACCAAUUGGGAGGAUCGAUCAGAUGAACGGUAUGCCGAGAGCUAUAAGAGGAAAUUCACAGAUCAGGAAUACUAUGCAUUGAAGCGGCGAUGCCGCAGUAAUCUCCGUGAGAAGUGCACUUGCCUCGUUGCGGUAAAACAGGACGAACAGAACGUGAAGCGGACUGCACUAAACAGCAUCUUCGGGACUCUAGAUGUCAGCAUUCGGCAUCUGUUACCUGGCGAGAUGUUUCCUGGAGAUCGCAGCAAGGCCAACAUGUCGGCGGGACCCGGGACCAACAUAGCAGGCCCACAUCGAUACGGGUAUGUCUCCAAUCUAUGCAUAAGGAAAUCCGCACGACGGCAGGGGAUUGCAAGCAACAUGAUGCGUUUGGCUGUCCAAGUUGCCAAAUCGGCAGGUGUGGAAGAGGUAUUUGUACAUGUAGAGAGGAAAAACAUGGCGGCACAGCAACUCUAUUCAAAAAUCGGUUUUCAGAUGGUUGAAAUGGAUAUGGCCCAUUCAUCAGAAGAUCAGAACUACUUGAUGAGCUGCAGGACUACUUAACCAAAGUGCAAGCUUGUAAGUGGCCAUCAACUUUCGUCCACGCCAUAUGGCCCACCUAAUAGACUUUGAGUCACUGGCGGGAUGAUCUGCACGGUGGGUCCCACCUGAUACAUGAUGACCAUAGGCUGGCACGUGCAGCAACGUGUAUAGAGUUGAGGCUAUCUUUGUUGUAUAGGUAACAUCAGUGUCCAUAAAACUAUAUUCUGUCACCUGCAACCGAAAAGAUCAUGUGGGUGGCCCAGUAGAAAUAUGAUGGACGGUCACGGUUCUCAGCA
Magnolia sinica is the source of this 1219-nucleotide messenger RNA. RefSeq names its product GCN5-related N-acetyltransferase 6, chloroplastic. The coding region runs from base 84 to 944 and encodes 286 amino acids. Gene Ontology annotation, molecular function: acyltransferase activity, transferring groups other than amino-acyl groups. The record is from RefSeq and is a predicted model, not a curated record. The transcript has 9 exons. Lineage: Eukaryota; Viridiplantae; Streptophyta; Magnoliopsida; Magnoliales; Magnoliaceae.